AAUUUGCCAUCACACGAAAGAGAUAGAAAUAAACAUUAAACAAAACAGACCAUAACGUGCGGUUUAGACUUUCUAGACUUCCUCAAAUAUAAACUAAAAUUGCCAUCCGUUCAAGAUCUAUUUCACAUAUUUCAUUGUCACCUCUUCCUCCUCUUCUUCUUCUUCUUCAAAUCUUCUCUCUGAAACUGAAAAUUUCACCCAACAAUAUCAAUGCAUGCAAAAACAGAUUCAGAAGUGACCAGUUUGGCCCCGUCGUCGCCAAAUCGAGCGGUUUACUACGUGCAAAGUCCAUCGAGGGAUUCUCACGAUGGAGAAAAGACUACGAAUUCAUUCCAUUCUACGCCGAUUCUCAGUCCGAUGGGGUCUCCGGGCCGCCACUCCCGGGACUCCUCCUCUACCAGAUACUCCGGCUCGCUGAAGCCGGGAUCGCAGAAAUCGAGUAAUGGAUCGAGGCGGAACCACCACAACCACCGGAAGGCGGAGAAGGGUUGGAAAGAAUUCGAUGCCAUUGAAGAGGAGGGGCUUCUUGAUGAAGAGGGUGGCCAUAAGGGUGUUCCACGGCGGUGCUAUUUGCUUAUCUUCAUUGUUGGUUUCUUUGUGCUGUUUAGUUUCUUUGCUUUGAUCUUGUGGGGUGCAAGCAGAAAUCAGAAACCUAUUGUCACUGUUAAGAGUAUAAUGUUCGAUAAAUUUAUGAUCCAAGCUGGGUCAGAUAACUCCGGCGUUGGAACUGAGAUGGUGACCAUGAAUACUACCGUCAAGCUUAUUUUCCAUAACACUGGUACAUUUUUUGGCGUUCAUGUAUCGUCCACUACAUUAGAUCUAUCGUUCUCCGAACUGAGAGUAGCGAGUGGAACUAUAAAUAAAUUUUAUCAAUCGAGAAAAAGUCGAAGACAGAUAACGGUGAUGUUGAGAGGAAGCAAUAUUCCAUUAUAUGGAGGAGGAGCAAAUUUAAGCAGCCAAGAUGGGAAGCCAGUUGCACCUGUGCCAUUGACAUUGAAUUUCAUGAUUCGAGCCAGGGCCUACGUGUUGGGUCGAUUGGUGAAGCCCAAGUUUCGUAGAAGGGUUCAAUGCUCUGUGGUUAUGGAUCCCAAGAAAAUGAACGUGGCUCUUUCUUUGAAGAAUAACUGCACUUACAAUUAAAUUAUGGGCCGGUCGGGUUUCGUAUAAAAUCGAGAUCACGUGGGUGCAUAGUCAUAUUUAUGGGCCGGGGCCAGGAGUUGACAGGCCUCAAUAGUGGCACGUGAUGAGGUUAGAGAUUUUGGAAAACCAAGAUUUGUAUUGCAUUUUAGCCAGCUCCUUUAUUUUUAUUUUUUUGUUUAUUUCCAGAAAAUAAAAUAAAAAACUAAAAUUAGAAAGAAAAAAAUAGAAAUGGAAAAAAAAAAAAACUUGGGCCUGGCAGCCCAUCCAGCCCAGACUUGGCCACGUGGGGGCCCUGCGCUUUUUCUACUUCCUUGUAUCACUAUUUGUUGCUGUGUAUUGUUUGUUGUACAUCACCGUUUAGAAUAUUCAAAUUAAUUUAAGGAAUAAUUGUUAUAUUCUAAUUAA
Messenger RNA from Olea europaea var. sylvestris, 1545 nucleotides. RefSeq lists its product as uncharacterized. The record is from RefSeq and is a predicted model, not a curated record. Bases 211 to 1140 code for a protein of 309 amino acids. The transcript is spliced from 3 exons. Lineage: Eukaryota; Viridiplantae; Streptophyta; Magnoliopsida; Lamiales; Oleaceae.